Molecule: messenger RNA, 651 nt
Organism: Acaulospora colombiana
Lineage: Eukaryota; Fungi; Glomeromycota; Glomeromycetes; Diversisporales; Acaulosporaceae
Source: the annotation of a GenBank genome assembly
AUGGCCUUCACUGGUUAUGUUUUUAAAAAUAAGGAACAUAUUAGACCUUUUUUGGAAAAUGCAGAGACAGGACCUACGGUCCAAUGGGCCAAAGAACAAGGAAGUCCUGAUAAAUAUUAUAAUAGUAUAUGUUUCGUUGGUCCUGAUGGAGAACUAAUAGAAACAUAUUCCAAGACGUUUUUAUUCAUGACGGAUGAAAAUUGGGCAGAUGAAGGACCAGGGUUUAAGUCGAUAAAUGCGCCUGGUUUGGGAAAGGUUGGAUUUGGUAUAUGCAUGGAUAUUAAUCCAUAUAAAUUUAUGGCUCCGUUCGAUGCCUAUGAAUUCGCAAAUUUUCAUCUUCAUCAAAAAACCGAUAUCAUACUCUGUUCGAUGGCGUGGUUGGCAUCGGGUGAAAAAUCUAGUGAUCAUUAUAAAGAUACUGAAGUUCCUGAUGCCUCAAAUAUUGACUACUGGUGUGAAAGGUUAUUACCUUUGACUAGUGCACUCAAUCCGAAGACAGCAACGAAUCGUAACGUUUUGUUCGUUGUGUGUAAUCGUACUGGGACAGAGAAUGGUUUAAGUUUUUGCGGUAGUAGUAGCAUUAUGCUUAUAUCACCUCAAGGUUCAAUUCGCAUAUUGGGUUCAUUGGGGAAGCACCAAGAAGAUAUUAUG